This is a messenger RNA of Tympanuchus pallidicinctus (lesser prairie-chicken), 5714 nucleotides long. It is a transcript of the gene ITGA8, whose product is annotated as integrin subunit alpha 8. The record is from RefSeq and is a predicted model, not a curated record. Gene Ontology annotation, molecular function: integrin binding. Lineage: Eukaryota; Metazoa; Chordata; Aves; Galliformes; Phasianidae. Gene Ontology annotation, biological process: cell adhesion mediated by integrin; cell-matrix adhesion; cell-cell adhesion. The coding region runs from base 198 to 3095 and encodes 965 amino acids. Gene Ontology annotation, cellular component: external side of plasma membrane; integrin complex. The transcript is spliced from 28 exons.
CGAGGCACCGAGGCGCGGCCUCACCUCCAGCUCUCCCUCCCUUGCUUUCUGAGGGCCGCCAGGGGGCGCCGGAGGGCGGCUCUCCGCGGGGUGAGCGGGGCCGAACCGCCCUCCAGCCGCCCGCCCCGCCGCAGGCAGCUCAGCGCUGCACCGCUCCGCUCCGGCGUUGCUCCCGGCAGAGGCGAGCCGCACAGGGGAUGAGGAUGCCGCGCCGGCAGCCGCCGCGCCCGCUGCUCCUCCUGUCAGCCCUGCUCUGCGCGCCGGCGUCGGCCUUCAACCUGGACGAGGAGAAGCUGACGGUGUACAGCGGGCCGCCCGGCAGCUACUUCGGGUACUCGGUGGACUUCUACAUCCCCGACCCCAGCACGGUCAGCGUCCUGGUGGGAGCUCCGCGAGCCAACACCACGCAGCCGGACAUCGUGGAAGGAGGAGCGGUGUACCACUGCGGCUGGCCGGCCGCGCGCUGCAGGCAGAUCCCCUUCGAUAACACCAACAACAGGAAAAUUAAGGUCAAUGGCACCAGGGAACCAAUUGAGUUUAAGACAAAUCAGUGGUUUGGGGCAACAGUCAAAGCUCAUAAAGAAAAAGUCGUGGCUUGUGCUCCCUUAUAUCAUUGGAGGACUCUUAAAGACAGCCCAGAGAAGGACCCCGUUGGCACCUGCUAUGUAGCAAUUCAGAACUUCAGUGCCUAUGCUGAAUACUCACCUUGUCGCAACAGCAAUGCAGAUCCUGAAGGACAAGGCUUUUGUCAAGCAGGUUUCAGCUUAGAUUUUUACAAGAAUGGAGACCUCAUAGUAGGCGGGCCUGGUAGUUUUUAUUGGCAAGGUCAGGUAAUCACUGCAAGCAUUGCGGAUAUCAUCUCAAAUUAUUCCUUCAAGGAUAUUCUGAGGAAACUGGCACGAGAGAAGCAAACAGGAGUUGCACCACCCACAUAUGAUGACAACUAUAUGGGAUACUCAGUAGCUGCUGGGGAAUUUACUGGAGAUUCUGAAGAAGAGCUGGUUGCUGGAGUCCCAAGGGGUGCACAGAACUUUGGCUACGUCUCAAUCAUUAAUUCUUCAGAUUUGACCUUUAUCCAGAAUUUCACCGGUGAACAGAUGGCGUCUUAUUUUGGGUACACUGUUGCAGUAUCUGAUGUUAACAAUGAUGGUUUAGAUGAUAUCUUAGUUGGGGCCCCUCUGUUUAUGGAACGAGAAUUUGAGAGCAAGCCUAAAGAAGUUGGGCAAGUCUAUCUGUACCUGCAGGAAACUGCUUUCCUCUUCCGAGAUCCGCAAAUUCUGACAGGCACUGAAGUGUUCGGCAGAUUUGGCAGUGCAAUCACUCACCUUGGAGAUCUCAAUCAGGAUGGAUAUAAUGACAUUGCCAUUGGUGCACCAUUUGCAGGUGAAGACAGAAGAGGUAAAGUGCUCAUUUACAAUGGAUACAGUAAUGGGUUAAAAACUCACCCUUCCCAGGUUCUUAAUGGAGCCUGGGCCUCACAGUCCAUGCCUUCAGGAUUUGGCUUCACUCUAAGAGGAGACUCAGAUGUAGACAAGAAUGAUUACCCAGAUUUAAUUGUAGGUGCGUUUGGAGCUGGAAAAGCAGUUGUUUACAGAGCCAGACCGGUUGUGACUGUGAAUGCUCUGCUCAUUCUGAACCCCAUGAUUGUGAAUCCAGACAACAAGACUUGUCAGCCCUCUGGCUCUCAGAUCUUGGUGGCCUGUUUUACCAUAAGAGUUUGUGCGGCAUUUGAAGGCCAAAGUAUUUCAGAUGAGAUAGCACUGAAGGGUGAAUUGCAAUUAGAUUCAUUGAAACAGAAAGGAGCUGUUAAAAGGACUCUCUUCUUUGAUUACCAUCAGUCACAUCAUUAUUUCUCCAUUGUGAUGGAAAAACAGAAGAAGCUCUAUUGCCAGGACUUUCUUGUUUAUCUCAGAGAUGAAACAGAAUUUAGAGAUAAAUUAUCUCCCAUCAAUAUAAACUUGAAUUAUAGCUUGGAUGAAUCCCAUUUCAAAGAUAGCGUGAUGGUGAAGCCAAUACUGAAUUACUACCAGAGAAGCUCAGUAACAGAACAGGCUUAUAUUCUGGUGGACUGUGGGGAGGACAACUUGUGCAUUCCUGACUUGCACCUUUCCGCUGUGCCAGAUAAAGAUCAGCUAAUAAUUGGAGAAGAAAACUGUGUCAUGCUCAUAAUAAAUCCAAGGAAUGAUGGGGAAGGAGCCUAUGAAGCUGAGCUGCAUAUAAAGAUUCCACCUGAAGCAGAUUACACUGGGGUUGAACGCAACAGCAAGGCACUGCGUGUGUUGAGCUGUGAUUACAAGAUGGAAAAUGAAACUAGAAUGGUGGUUUGUGAUCUUGGGAACCCCAUGGUGGCUGGCGCAAAUUUCUCUACAGGUAUCCGGUUUUCUGUUCAGCAUUUUGAGAAUUCAGAUUUCAGCAUCAAUUUUGAGCUGCAAAUAAAAAGUUCUAACAAGGUUAAUUCCACCAGCAAUUUAGUUAACCUUCAUAUCAACAUCACUGCUGCGGCUCAGGUGCAGGUCAGAGGAGUCUCUCACCCACCACAGAUUGUUCUGCCUCUUCACAACUGGGAACCCAAAGAUGAACCUACAAAAGAAGAAGAAAUUGGUCCAUUAGUUGAACACAUCUAUGAGCUUCACAAUAUAGGACCAAGUGCCAUCAACAAUACAGUUCUCCAUGUUGGUUGGCCUGUGUCCAGUCAAGAGGAGUUUCUUCUUUACAUUCUACAUAUUCAGACUCAUGGACCACUGCACUGUCAAACAAGCUCUCCUAUUAAUAUAAUGCAAAUCAAUUUUGCUAUUCCACAGGACACUCCUGAACUUGCUGCUUUUUUAUAUAAUUCCACAAUUUCUCAUUACAUCAGGAGAAGGGAGGUAGCCAUGACAGAACCUUACAGGAGGAACUCUGCAAGAAUACUGAACUGUACAAAUGUGAAGUGUAUCCUCAUUUCCUGCAGUGUGGGACAACUGGAAAGAGGGAAGAGCGCAGCACUGAAAAUCAGGUCCCGGCUAUGGGCUGAAACUUUCCUGCAGAAACACACUGGGGUUUUGUGGAAGAGUCCAACGCUUGGAAUCUCAUAUAGAAGUUGGAGAAUGCCUUGAGUCUGGAAGUGGAAAAUAAGGAAUGUGGUGAAGAAAGCAUUAUUUUUCUGAAGACAAUUUCAUAGAUUUUAAGCACCAUGAAAGUUUACAGUAAUUGUUUAUUUUCUAAGCCUAAUAUUAUGUCAGCUUAUUUUUUAUUUCAAGCAUUGAUGAUAGAAGAUAUAGUUCCUUCCAUUAGGUGCCAUCUGUAUUAAAGAGCUGAUUUUGGCUUCUCCUAUGUAGUCUCAUAAGGCAAUUUUCUUCCUAUUGCUCAUUCCUAAUAUAAGCUCAAAGGAGAGGUUGAAUGUCCGGUAAUACAUGUUCAGCUGCUCUCAUAACUUUGAAAUAACAAAAUUAAUGUACAGGCAAAUGAAUUCCAGAAGAUAAUAAAUAUGCUGGCUUAAUGUCACUAACAAAUGUUCAUAUAUUUGAACGCAAGGUUUUUGUCUAAAAGCAAAACAGGAAGGACAAGACAAAUACCAGAAUUACAGCCCUGGACCUCAGGAGAAAAGGCUUCAGCCUUUUCAGGUGUCUGCUUGGAAGAACUGCAAGGGGGAUGAUCCUGGAGAACUCUUCUCCAGGAAAGUGAGUUGAUUCUCAAGCAUUAUCCAUCCUAAGUAAUCAAGCAAAGGUAGCAGUAGCUCUGCAUAGGAGAACUAGGAGUUCCUGGUAAAACUCGGGGGUAAAAAGGAUGUAUGCAAGAAGUGAAAGCAGCCAGUUGACCUGGGGUAGAGACUGAGUUGGGAAUACCAAAGUACUCUGUGGAAGAGGAGGAGAAAAAAAAAAAAAAGAAAAAAAAAAAAACAGAAACAAAAACAAACAAACAAAAAAAAAACACUGAAACAGGUUGCUUUUAGUUUUUGGAGUUUCCAUUCUUGGAGAUAUUCAAAAUCCAGCUAGCAUGGCCCUGGGCAUCCUGUUUAUUGACCCAGCUCUGAGCAUGUUCUUGGACUAGAUGAUCUCCAGAGGUGUCUUCCAACAUCAGCAAUUCUGGGAAAAUUGAGUUUGGGUAUGACCAUCCACCUUCACCCAAGCCAUCUUCCAGAUGUAGGUUAUUUCUUGUCGUGUUUACAAAGAUAUCAUUCUUAUUCAGUGAAGAAGAGAGUAGACCGUGGAAUCUUUUUGUCUUAAUCUUUGUUCCAUAAAACAGCUGAAAAGGGAGAAACCUUUCUUAAAUGGAAAGGUUUUAAAUCUUUUGAUGCAACAGGAAAUUUCAGAGGAAAACAACACUUAGGAGGGAGGAAAAGAUUUUGGAUAAUCAGGAAGGAGCUAAGUCUUGUCAGUGGAACAGAACUCCUAAAUGUGCCAAAAAUAUAAAGUGGGAGAAAGAGUUUUGCAGAAGGUGAUUUAGGAAAUGACAGGGUCAUUCCAAAUACAGUGAGUAUGAAUACAGUCAAUUUAAAAAACAAAAAAACAAAAAACCAAAAAAAAACUAGUAAGUGUGAUGGUUAGAAUGAAUUUAAUGAUUUAGAAAGCAAUAAAGCACUUUACAGUAUAGUGUACAGAAAAAAAAUCACAGGAAAUAUUAAAAAUGGAAAUACUGCAGGUUUCAUCAGUUAUUAAAUAACAAAUCUGACUUGAGAAGAUGAGAAAUGGCUUUCAGUAUUUCCACAUUAGUCUGCCUUGAAGAUGGGAGAAAUUUUCUAAGUGCACAAAGAUUAUAAGGGGCGCAAGAGGCAACUGAACUUUGCAAAAUGGAUAAGGUAGAAUUUAUACUUGGCUCAGGUUACUGGGAUAAUUUAAAAUUCAUCCCAUUACUCAAUGUACUCUGUAAGUAGCUGCUGCCAAAACAAGGGAUUACUUUACCAACAAGGCUCUGUCUUUCCAUAAAUCAGUAUUGGAAUACUGUGUUUAAUUGUGAUGUUUCAUAAAGGAUUGAGGCAGGUAGCAAGAACGAUUAAGUACUUCCAAAAUAUUCUUAUAUAUGAUUAAUUUUUUACCUCAAGGAAUGUAAUGUAAAGGAACAUAAUGAUAAUCAUAACUCCAAGGCCUCAUUUAAUUCUCUUCAGAGCAAAUUGAAGUACUUAUACUGGAAAUUCUUAUCAUUACCCUGACUUUGCAUGAGAUAUGAAUGAUGAGUUGCAUGCAGUGUCACCCAGAACAACCAGCUGCGGAUGUGGAAUGUGAAACAGGUUCCUUGGCUUCCAGAGGAGCAUAGUAACCCCUCAGGCAUCCUUCCUUGGGAUAAAAACAAGAAAGGAGGUAGACACAUUGCAAGAUCUUUGCUUUAUAACGAUGUGUCAUCCAGUGAAAAUGAAAGACUUCAAAGAGUUCUGGAAGAUUAACUUGAUAGAUGGUAUACCUAGCCUUCGAAAUCAAUUCCAAUUAGAUACUGAUGGUGCCAAGAGCUCGAAAGGAUUCAAAGUAUUUGUGUGGAAAGUAUUUGUAUUCCCUAGAGUAAAUGUUGCAAUCAGUAAGAUUCUUGUAAGGCGCAGGAGCCUUCCUGUGUCAGGUUUUACACUGGUUCCUAACAGUAGAGAUUUUUGCACUUAGCUACCAUGUUGAGAAGUUUGCAGAGGGUGGGAGGUCGUUGUCAAGGGCAGAACUGCACUGUGAGGCAAACAGUUGGGUGGAGGCUGUCAGUGCCUGUCUGGCUGGCAGAUGAGGAGACAGGACUAAUUAAAAGUCUCAGCAUGAGCU